UUAUGAAUCAAUUUGGAUCGUCGUAUUUGUUUACAUUAACAAAAAAAAAAACACUGACGUGUUGUUAAUUUUAUUUUUCCCAAUACCGUUUACCUUUAGUCAACGUUUUUUUUUUUCCACCAAAGUCCCCAAAUACACAUUUACGUUUAAAGUUUAAACCUUUCACUGGAACCUCUGUUUCAGACUCUUUUCUUUGUUAUACUUUUUUUGGUUUUGUUUUUUUUUAUAACCAAACUACCAUGCGAUUUGUCGCGCCACCACCUCGUUCCGGCGAUAUCUCACCGUCUCCUUCACCAUCUUCCGGUUUAACAGAAGAGAUUCUCUCCCGUUCAUCAGAUCCUCCUUUGGAGUUUAGUCCUCCAUUGAUCGCCAUGGUGGUGAUUCUAGCCGCCGCUUUUCUAUUCGUAACUUACUCUCGUCUCAUCUCCCGCCGUUUUCUUUCACCUCUAUUCCGUCGUUUUAGACGGUGGCGAUGCCGACGGCGCCGUCUACUUCACCUAUCUUCAGCUUCCUCUGCUUCAACUUCAUCCUCUGAUCUCCGAUCGUUUUCCCCUUUCCCUUUCGACUCUUUUCAUUACUCUUCUUACUCUCCUUACGGAUUAGAUGAUUCCGUUAUCAAAACGCUACCGCUAUUUCUCUACUCCGCCGCCGCUUGCACCGGGAAAACCGCUGUUGGGAAAACCUCCGCCGCAAAUUGCAGAGAUUGCGCUGUUUGUUUGUUGGAAUUCGAAGAAGGUGAUUAUGUACGAACACUUCCGUUAUGCUUCCAUGCUUUUCACCUUGAAUGCAUCGAUGAAUGGCUCCGAUCUCACCCUAACUGUCCGUUAUGCCGUACGGCGAUUCUCGGAUCCGCCGCUGCCGGAGUUAUAACGCCUAUGUCUCCGUUCGUUCCGUUAAUGGCUCCUCGAAUUCGUCCGAGCCUCGAUGAUGAUGCUGAGACUAACGCGAUCAUCAUCCGCGGCGAAAUCACACCGUCGCGGAGCAGUUGGAACACAGUCGCUGCUGCGGCGGUGACGACGAACGAUCAGGAGAUCACAGCGUCGGUGGAAGAGCAAUCAUCACCGGCGAUUUCUCGGUUCCGGGAGCUGAAGAGAUCGUACUCGUUCGAAUGCGAGAGAGAAUCUGAAUCAGAGAGAGUAACGAUGGAGCCAGCAACGGCGUCUCCAUGGAGAUACCGGAGAUCUACAUGGAACAAACGUCAAUCACCGUUCGGAAACCUAAUUUCGAAAUCAAGAGUAUUCUCGUUCCGUUACUACAGAAGCACGAAAUCACCGUUCUUCCGGCGGAGAUCAUCGGCGGGAGUGUUUUACCCGAUAUCGGAACGGAUCCCAGCGACGGGAAGCUCAUCGCGGCGGACGAAAUCAAUGACGAGUCCGAUGUUCUUCAGAACAGCACCGCACUCAUCGAGCCGGUUAAGAUGCGGAGAUCCAGAGGCACUGUUAUCACCGGAGAGAUGGAGAAGAAGGGACACGUGUAGGGUAGAGAUGUAAGACGAAAUUUGGACGGUGGUGAUGAUAAAAAAAUUGAAGUGGAAGGAGAGAGCAUUAAUGGAAUGUGGGGUUUAAGCAUUUAAUGGAAUUAAAAUGAACGAAACAGAGAAGAUAGAGAGAUUCAGAAAUUGCUCAGCUGCUCGCAACAAGACCAGAGACGCCAAGACGAUGAAGGUUUUGGAGCCUGUACGGUGGCGUUUUGGGUGUUUCGUUUGUCGUUUCUUUUCUAUUGGAGUUAUCAAAAUGCAUUUAACUUCCAAAGCUGCCAAAGUUAUUAUAGAAACGAAAGUCAACAAACCCAUUAAAUUUCGUUUCUAUAAUAACUUUAUGUCGCUGAACUUUCUAAUUAGCUGUCGAUUAAAUUUUUGACCCGCCAAAAUAAUUGAUGAUUUUAACAUUUUGAUGAA
Arabidopsis lyrata subsp. lyrata is the source of this 1897-nucleotide messenger RNA. RefSeq names its product RING-H2 finger protein ATL65. The record is from RefSeq and is a predicted model, not a curated record. The transcript is spliced from 2 exons. The coding region runs from base 240 to 1490 and encodes 416 amino acids. NCBI's taxonomy places the organism in Eukaryota, Viridiplantae, Streptophyta, Magnoliopsida, Brassicales, Brassicaceae.